Molecule: messenger RNA, 1421 nt
Organism: Daldinia decipiens
Lineage: Eukaryota; Fungi; Ascomycota; Sordariomycetes; Xylariales; Hypoxylaceae
Exons: 2
Coding region: 1-1224 (407 amino acids)
Source: RefSeq, a predicted model, not a curated record
AUGGGAGCACAACGCAAAAGUCGUGGUGCUGGCGACCGGGUUCCCGACGGUGACGAUCAUGUGAUUCUCGAACCCUGGAGGCUCAGGUUCAAGAAUGAGUUUGAUGACGACGAUGAGGACAUUAAAGUCUUCAUGAAGCAAGAGGGCGAGGAUGCCGGAGCCAAUGCCGGAGCUAAUAUACAGGCCAACAUUGAGGCUGCAGCAGAUGGAGACAAUAAUAACCCCAUCUUAAUUGAGGAUGACCUCUAUCGCAGCAACCCUAAUGGUGGCAAUGGCAAUAACUGCCACGGCUUGGGGGCACAGGACCUACUACAGGCUAAUAAGGAACCGGUUGAUGAGGAGCUUGAGCGUAUCGUGAUGGCUAUUGACGGGCGACAUUGCGACAAAUACAAGUGGUUCAUAGAACGCUAUAUACGUCAGGUCCACGAGCCUCACGAAAUCCUAUCAAAGCAACUCUACUAUCGACGUGUCAUGGGAAAGCACAAGACAACCCAGAUCCGAGCUGACCCUAAAGGCAGAGAGAGAUGGGUUGUGAAAGGAAUGCGACCGAGUGCCUGCAAAAGACUCGACUACGAGGCUACGCGAGCUCACUUCACGGCUCGUAAUACAUCUCGCUCAUUAGAAUGGUCAUCCCAUAAAAAGCGGGUGCCUGCCGACCGACUCAGUGCUAUCCUUGCGGAAGUAACUAAGGCCUGGGACUGGCCCGAGAUAGUCACUGUCGAGAAUGUGGACCAUAUUCUCACUAUAGAUGACAUUCGUGACAUAGACGCCUACGACGGACGUCAGGGCCUUAUUAUUGGCGCCUUUCCUCCUCCCAACAGGGUCUCUGUCGAGUCAGAAUUAGAUGAUAUUUACGAUGCCGAGCCUGCAGUAAUUGGCAGCCGAGAGCCGCAAGCUUCUCGGCGUAGUAUCUUACAGCCCUCUCCAUCCCUUAGUUCUGCCCUCCUCUAUGCAAGCCCUCGUCCUUCACCCUCAUUGCUCGCCCGCCCCGAAGGAGCUUUAUAUAAAAGGGGUUAUCAGAAUGAUACCCAGGAGGAGCAUGGUGAAAAGAGGCAGCGCCUGAAUAAUGAGACUGAGAGCCGCCCACAGGAUAGCCAACGCCAGGAUGAGAAGAAGGUACGGCUCGAAGCCUUACAUCAAGAAUUCAUGAAGAAGAUGCUGGACCUCUCUAACAGAUAUCAUCGUCGCCGACUAGAGAUUGAGAUGGAACAUGAGACUGAAUAAUUUUAUCAACACGAAAUCCUUCUCAUCCUUUAUAUUAAGGUAUAUCCAGCGUGAGCGCUUAAGCUUAAAUUUGCUUGGCCUCUUUCAUCUUCAUGGCACACUUCUUUCACUUCAAACACUAGUCUAAAAGGGGAACUCUUCUCUUAUACCAGGGAUGGAAAUUCAACAGGGUUAUAGUUAUGAGAUUCGUUUGAUGA